Molecule: messenger RNA, 1088 nt
Organism: Rhineura floridana
Lineage: Eukaryota; Metazoa; Chordata; Lepidosauria; Squamata; Rhineuridae
Gene: TMEM220
Product: transmembrane protein 220
Exons: 6
Coding region: 163-714 (183 amino acids)
Source: RefSeq, a predicted model, not a curated record
AGGGCGUGGGCGGUGCUUGAAAGUGCUACAGUACAAGCUAAGAGUGGGGUGGGCUUUGUAAGGACAAGGGGUGCGCCUGAGCCCGAACGUCUUUCUUCAUUUAGGACAGACUAGAGCUGCGACUGUUGAGAGCGCGAGCGAGUGCAAGCAAGCAAGCAAGCAAUGGAGGCCCUUGCCGAUUCCUUGACUAGGACCAUUAAAGGGUCGCCGUCGAUUGCUCCUCUCCCUUCUACUGAUGACAGUCGGCUCUGGAGAGUUAGCAACUUGGUCAUGGCCGUCUUCUUCGGACUAGCUGGGGCCGUGCAGGUCAAUGACCCAGAUCCAGGACUCUGGAUAGUUGCCUACUCUGUACCUGCAGCUCUGUCACUUGUUGUCAGCCUUAACCCACCAAUUGCAGAUAACAAUGUGUGGCGGAGUCUAUCAUAUCUACAUUCAGCUGCUUGUGUUGUGGGUUCUGCCAUCUUGGGUUAUUCUUUGUUUGCUAAUGCACAAAACAACAUCUUGCAUGAGGAAGAAGGCAGGGAGUUAUUUGGUCUGGUGAUUGUUACAGUCUGGAUGAGCCUUUGUCGCAGUUCAGCCAAAAAUUCCCUGGAUGGGGUUCGCCUGGCCAUUGCAAUUUCCCUUUCCCUUUUUCCCUUCAUAAUGUGGUUGUACAUUUACAUGAAUGCAGAGAUGCGAGCAUCCUGGCCAUCUCACUGUAAAACAGUUAUUUAAGAAGGUGGAAGUAAACCAAUUGAUGUUCUAGUGCCCAUUUGCCCAAGACUGGUUCUUUAGUGAUGCCAACUCAACAGCAACCGCACCCAUGACUAAAAUCGAUUUGUUCCCUCAAGAGUCUAGUUUUAAAUUGGACUUCCGGGAAGGGUGACUUCGCUUGUGCCUGCUUUUGGGACGGGCUCCCGCCUCAAAAGAAGCUUAUUCAGAUAUAAAUCAGUCAGAACAUUUUUUUUUUUUGACUGAUGAAAUUUCUCCCGGGCAGGGAGAAACGUAGAGAUCAACCUCAAAAGCCUGUUUUUGUUGGGAGGACUGGAUUUCAUUAAUUUAUGAGAUAAGGUCCAGCCAACAAUGCCGGACGGACUUCCUAACAAGCU